GGUAAUUUAACUUUUCAUUCUCCCCGAUCCUCAAGCAUAGUUUCGAGAACCACCACCACUCUCUGUCGUCGUCCACAAGAAUAGCAAGAGUCUCCCCGUGUUCUGCAAACAUAUCCUAGGUUGUGUAUUUGUAAGAGAUAUGGGUGGUGGCUCGUCGGAGACGAAGAUCUUGCAAGAACUCAUCCUUUACGCUGCGAGCGCUGCUUUCAGCUGCUUGGUUCUUUUUGCCGGGCUCAGACACCUCGACCCUAAUCGCGAGGCGUCUAAGAAAGCUCUCGAGCAUAAGAAAGAGAUCUCCAAGCGUCUAGGUCGUCCUCUUAUUCACACCACUCCAUACGAGGAUGUGAUAGCAUGUGAUGUGAUUAAUCCAGACCAUAUCGAUGUGGAGUUUGGUUCUAUUGGAGGUUUGGAGACAAUCAAGGAGGCUUUGUACGAGCUAGUGAUUUUGCCGUUGAAAAGGCCUGAGCUUUUUGCGUAUGGGAAGCUGCUUGGUCCUCAAAAGGGAGUCUUGCUCUAUGGGCCUCCUGGUACUGGGAAGACGAUGCUUGCUAAGGCUAUUGCUAAAGAGUCAGGAGCUGUUUUCAUUAACGUUAGGGUUUCUAAUCUGAUGAGCAAGUGGUUUGGUGAUGCUCAGAAGCUUGUUUCUGCUGUCUUUAGCUUGGCGUACAAACUCCAACCUGCUAUCAUUUUUAUCGAUGAGGUGGACAGCUUCCUUGGUCAGCGCCGUUCAACAGAUCAUGAGGCCAUGGCUAACAUGAAGACUGAGUUUAUGGCUUUAUGGGAUGGGUUUUCUACUGAUCCGAAUGCGAGGGUAAUGGUUCUUGCUGCAACCAACAGACCAUCAGAGCUUGAUGAAGCAAUAUUGAGGCGUCUUCCUCAAGCCUUUGAGAUUGGAAUGCCUGAUCGUAAGGAGAGAGCUGAGAUAUUGAAAGUGACACUGAAAGGAGAGAGGGUGGAACCGGAUAUUGACUAUGACCACGUAGCUCGUUUAUGCGAAGGCUACACCGGAUCAGACAUCUUUGAGCUCUGCAAGAAAGCAGCUUACUUCCCUAUCAGAGAAAUCCUAGAGGAAGAGAGAAAAGGAAGACCUUGUCCUGCUGCUAGGCCAUUGUCACAGUUGGAUUUGGAGAAAGUUCUUGCUACGUCGAAGAAGACGCAAGUUGCAGCAGGGGAGUACUGUGGGCUGAGAGGGUCAAGGGAACCAGAUGAGGUGGAAGCAGCUAUAAGUGGAAUCUCGAAGCUACUGGUCUCUCAGUUCAUUAACCUUCAGUCUGGUUCUCAGGACUCACGGCACCGGGAUCCUGAAGAAGAUAACUGAUCAUCAUUUUUUCGUAAACGUUCUGGUUUCAAGUGGGAAAGUUUAAUAUCUUUCCAUAAUAUAACUCUGUUUUGUAAUAAUUUUGUUAUAGGAUGAUUUACUUGCUUUUGGCAUUUUACUAAGAGGCUUUCAUCUUUAUAUGUGUUACUAAAGAUUGACCAAUGCGUCAUCUCUUUCUUCA
Brassica rapa (field mustard) is the source of this 1499-nucleotide messenger RNA. Its product is annotated as ATPase family AAA domain-containing protein 1. Lineage: Eukaryota; Viridiplantae; Streptophyta; Magnoliopsida; Brassicales; Brassicaceae. Gene Ontology annotation, molecular function: ATP binding; ATP hydrolysis activity. Gene Ontology annotation, cellular component: mitochondrial outer membrane. The record is from RefSeq and is a predicted model, not a curated record.